AUGGAGCCCCAGCGCCGGGAGCUGCUCGCCCAGUGUCAGCAGAGCCUGGCCCAGGCCAUGACGGAGGUGGAGGCCGUGCUUGGGCUGCUCGAGGCCGCGGGAGCGCUGAGCCCCGGCGAGCGGCGGCAGCUGGACGAGGAGGCGGGAGGCGCCAAGGCGGAGCUGCUGCUCAAGCUGCUGCUGGCCAAGGAGCGGGACCACUUCCACGACCUGCGGGCGGCGCUGGAGAAGACGCAGCCUCACCUGCUGCCCAUCCUUUACCUGAACGGCGUCGUCGGGCCGCCGCAGCCCGCCGAGGGCGCCGGCUCCACCUACAGCGUCUUGUCCAUCAUGCCCUCAGACUCGGAGAGCAGCAGCUCACUCAGCAGCGUGGGCACCACCGGGAAGGCGCCGUCCCCACCGCCUGUGCUCAGCGAGCGGCAGUUGAACGAGAAGCUGGAGAGCCUGUCCAUGCAGCUGCGGAUGAUGACCCGGGAGAGGAACGAGCUGCGGAAGCGCCUGGCCUUUGCCACCCACGGGAUCACCUUCGACAAGAGGCCCUACCACAGGCUGAAUCCGGACUACGAGAGGCUGAAGAUCCAGUGCGUGCGGGCCAUGUCAGACCUGCAGAGCCUGCAGAGCCAGCACACCAACGCCCUGAAGAGGUGUGAGGAGGUGGCCAAGGAGACCGACUUCUACCACACACUCCACAGCCGGCUCCUGAGCGACCAGACCCAGCUGAAGGAUGACGUGGACAUGCUGAGGCGGGAGAAUGGACAGCUGCUACGGGAACGUAACCUGCUCCAGCAGUCGUGGGAGGACAUGAAGCGGCUCCACGAGGAGGACCAGAAGGAAAUCGGCGACCUCCGGGCCCAGCAGCAGCAGGUGUUGAAGCACAACGGGUCAUCAGAAAUUCUCAACAAGCUGUACGACACGGCCAUGGACAAGCUGGAGGUGGUGAAGAAGGACUAUGAUGCCCUGCGGAAGCGGUACAGUGAGAAAGUCGCCAUCCACAACUCGGACCUGAGCCGCCUGGAGCAGCUGGAGGAGGAGAACCAGCGCCUGCUGAAGCAGACGGAGAUGCUGACCCAGCAGAGGGACACGGCCAUCCAGCUGCAGCACCAGUGUGCCCUUUCCUUGAGGAGGUUCGAGACCAUUCACCACGAGCUGAACAAGGCCACGGCCCAGAACAAGGACCUGCAGUGGGAGAUGGAGCUGCUGCAGUCAGAGCUGACGGAGCUGAGGACCACACAGGCGAAAACGGCCAAGGAGUCAGAGAAGUACAAGGAGGAGCGGGACGCGGUGUACAGCGAGUACAAGCUCAUCAUGAGCGAGCGUGACCAGGUCAUCUCCGAGCUGGACAAGCUGCAGACCGAGGUAGAGCUGGCCGAGUCCAAGCUCAAGAGCAGCACGUCUGAGAAGAAGGCGGCCAGCGAGGAGAUGGAGGCGCUGCGACAGAUCAAAGACACAGUGACACUGGACGCCGGGAGGGCCAACAAAGAGGCCGAAAUCCUUCGAAAGCAGUGCAAGGCUCUGUGCCAGGAGCUGAAGGAAGCCCUCCAAGAGGCAGACGUGGCCAAGUGCCGGCGGGACUGGGCAUUCCAGGAGCGGGACAAGAUCGUGGCUGAGCGGGACAGCAUCCGGACACUCUGUGACAACCUAAGACGGGAGCGGGACCGGGCAGUGAGUGAGCUGGCUGAGGCCCUGCGCAGCCUGGACGACACUCGCAAACAGAAGAAUGAUGUCAGCCGGGAGCUGAAGGAGCUCAAGGAGCAGAUGGAAUCCCAGUUGGAAAAGGAGGCCCGGUUCCGGCAGCUGAUGGCCCACAGCUCCCACGACUCAGCCAUCGACACAGACUCCAUGGAGUGGGAGACAGAAGUUGUGGAGUUUGAAAGGGAGACGGAGGAUAUUGACUUGAAAGCACUUGGGUUCGAUAUGGCAGAAGGUGUGAAUGAGCCUUGUUUGCCGGGGGACUGUGGCAUAUUUGUCACUAAAGUGGACAAAGGGAGCAUCGCUGAUGGACGCUUACGGGUCAAUGACUGGCUGCUGAGAAUCAACGACGUGGACCUCAUCAACAAGGACAAGAAGCAGGCCAUCAAGGCACUUCUCAAUGGGGAGGGGGCCAUCAACAUGGUCGUGCGUCGGAGGAAGUCCCUGGGUGGGAAGGUGGUCACACCACUGCACAUCAACCUGAGCGGGCAUAAAGACAGUGGCAUCAGCCUCGAGAACGGAGUGUAUGCUGCUGCCGUGGUGCCCGGAAGCCCAGCUGCCAAGGAGGGGUCCCUUGCCGUGGGAGACAGGAUUGUGGCCAUCAACGGCAUUGCGCUGGACAACAAGUCUCUGAAUGAGUGUGAGUCUCUGCUGCGGAGCUGCCAGGACUCGCUGACCCUCUCCCUCCUCAAGGUGUUCCCUCAGAGCGCCUCGUGGAGUGGCCAGAAUAUCUUUGAAAACAUCAAGGACUCUGAUAAGAUGCUGAGCUUCCGAGCCCAUGGCCCAGAGGUCCAGGCUCAGAAUAAACGGAAUUUGAUGCAGCACAACAACUCCACGCAGACGGACAUCUUCUACGCGGACAGGCUGGAAGACAGGAAGGAGUCAGGCCACCCCGGAGGCAGCAGCUCCUUCUUGCACAAGCCGUUCCCCGGGGGACCCUUCUCCGUCUCCCCCCAGGCUUGUCCGAGUGCCUCUGAGCGCAGCCUGAGCUCCUUCCGCUCGGAUGCCUCGGGGGAGCGUGGCUAUGGGCCGGCAGACGUGCGCAGCCGGCGGCCACUGCUGCCCUUCGAGACUGAGGUGGGCCCCUGUGGGGUGGCAGAGGCCCCCCUGGACAAGGCAGAGCCUGACAGCGCCCACAGUGGCGGGACCUGGCCCAAGGCUGUGCUCAGCUCCACGGCGGGGCCCGAGAAGCUCUCUGUUUACAGGAAGCCAAAGCAAAGAAAGUCUAUCUUUGACCCAAACACUUUCAAACGCCCCCAGACACCCCCCAAAAUAGACUACUUGCUCCCAGGUUCUGGACCUGCCCAUUCCCCCCUGCCCUCCAAGAGGGUGGGACCUCUGACGCCCCCAAAACCUCCCAGGAGGGGUGACUCCAUUAAGUUCCAGCACAAGCUGGAAACCAGUUCUGAGUCAGAGGCCACUCUGGUGGGCAGCUCCCCAUCCACCAGCCCCCCGAGCGCCCUGCCCCCUGACAUGGACCCUGGGGAUCCCAUGCACGCCUCGCCCCCUCGCAAGGCCAGGGUCCGCAUCGCUUCAAGUUACUGCCCCGAAGGGGACAGGGACUCCUCCUACCUGCCAGCCAAGAAGUCUUGUGACGAGGACCUCACCUCCCAGAAGGUAGAUGAGCUGGGGCAGAAGCGCCGCCGGCCCAAGUCCGCACCCAGCUUUCGGCCUAAGCUCGCUCCCGUCGUGAUCCCUGCUCAAUUCCUGGAGGAGCAGAAGUGCGCCCCGGCCAGUGGAGAGCUCUCCCCAGAUCUCCAGGAGUGGUCCCCUUACUCUCCUGGACAUUCCAGCCGGCACAGCAACCCCCCGUUCUACCCCAGCAGGGCAUCUGUGGGCACGGUUCCCCGGAGUAUGGCCCCGAGCACUGUGAGCUCCGUCCUGAGGAACCCCAUCUACACCGUGCGCAGCCACAGGGUCGGCCCUUGCAGCUCUCCACCCAUCCCCAGAGAGGCUGGCCCCCACGGUUUGCAUCCCAGUGUCCAGCACCAGGGCCGCCUCAGCCUGGACCUGAGCCCCAGGGCCUGCAGCGACUGCUCUGACGUGAGAGCCUCCCAUGGGUCCAACUCCCUGCCCUCCAGCGCCCGCCUCGGGUCUUCGAGCAAUUUGCAGUUCAAGGCAGAACGCAUUAAAAUCCCAUCGACGCCGAGAUACCCGCGGUCUGUCGUGGGCUCUGACAGAGGCUCCCUGUCGCACUCGGAGUGCAGCACGCCCCCGCAGUCUCCCCUCAGCGUCGAAGGCCUGUCCUCCUGUAGCCAGUCGCAGACCUCAGCCGCCACGUUGCCCAGGAUUGCUGUCAACCCUGCGGCCCUCGGGGAGCGCAGGAAGGACAGGCCCUACGUGGAGGAGCCACGCCAUGUGAAGUUGCAGAAAGGCUCGGAGCCGCUGGGCAUCUCCAUCGUGAGUGGGGAGAAGGGCGGCGUCUACGUCUCCAAGGUGACCGGGGGGAGCAUCGCUCACCAGGCUGGCCUUGAGUAUGGGGACCAGUUACUUGAGUUCAAUGGCAUCAACCUGCGGAGCGCCACAGAGCAGCAGGCCCGGCUCAUCAUCGGGCAGCAAUGUGACACCAUCACGAUCCUGGCCCAGUACAACCCGCACAUGCAGCAGCUCAGCAGCCACUCCCGGUCCAGCUCCCACCUGGACCCCGUCGGUAUUCACUCCACUCUCCAGGGCAGUGGUGCUGCCACCCCGGAGCACCCCUCUGUCAUUGACCCGCUGAUGGAGCAGGACGAGGGCCCUGGCACACCCCCAGCCAAGCAGAGCACCCCCAGCUCCAGGAUGGUGGCAGAUGCCGCCAAGAAGACCCCAGAGCCACGAGUCGUCUUCAUCAAGAAGUCCCAGUUGGAGCUUGGCGUGCACUUAUGUGGAGGGAACCUGCACGGGGUGUUUGUGGCCGAGGUGGAGGAUGACAGUCCCGCCAAGGGCCCCGACGGCCUUGUGCCCGGGGACCUCAUCCUUGAGUACGGCGGUCUGGAUGUUCGCAGCAAAACGGUGGAGGAGGUCUACGUGGAGAUGCUGAAGCCCAAGGACAGCGUCCGCCUGAAGGUGCAGUACCGCCCCGAGGAGUUCUCCAAGGUCAAGGGCCUGCCUGGCGACAGUUUCUACAUCAGGGCCCUGUAUGAGCGACUGGCAGAGGUGGAGCACGAGCUGAGCUUUAAGAAAGAUGACAUCCUGUACGUGGACGACACCUUGCCCCAGGGUUCAUUUGGGUCCUGGAUGGCCUGGCAGCUGGAUGAGAAUGCCCAGAAGAUCCAGCGCGGGCAGAUCCCCAGCAAAUAUGUAAUGGACCAAGAAUUCUCCCGGAGGCUCAGCAUGUCUGAAGUCAAAGAUGACAACAGCGCCGCAAAGACGCUCUCGGCGGCUGCACGCAGAUCCUUCUUUCGAAGGAAACAUAAGCACAAACGCAGCGGGUCCAAAGAUGGGAAAGACCUCCUUGCCUUGGACACCUUUUCCAAUGACUCCAUUCCACUCUUUGAAGAUUCAGUGAGCCUGGCCUAUCAACGGGUCCAGAAGGUGGACUGCACCUCCCUGAGGCCCGUCCUGAUCCUGGGGCCUUUCCUGGAUGUGGUGAAGGAGAUGCUGGUCAACGAGGCACCCGGCAAGUUCUGCAGAUGCCCCCUUGAGGUGAUGAAGGCCUCCCAGCAGGCCAUCGAGCGGGGCGUCAAAGACUGCCUGUUUGUCGAUUACAAGCGGAGGAGUGGCCACUUUGACGUGACCACUGUGGCUUCCAUAAAGGAGAUCACAGAAAAGAACCGGCAUUGUCUCCUGGACGUCGCCCCCCACGCCAUCGAGCGACUACACCACAUGCACAUCUAUCCCAUCGUCAUCUUCAUCCACUACAAGAGCGCCAAGCACAUCAAGGAGCAGAGAGACCCCACCUACCUGAAGGACAAGGUGACUCAGAGGCAUUCCAAAGAGCAGUUUGAGACGGCUCAGAAGAUUGAACAGGAGUACAGCCGGUACUUCACAGGGGUCGUCCAGGGAGGAGCCCUGUCGAGCAUUUGCACUCAGAUCUUGGCCGUGGUCAAUCAAGAGCAAAAUAAAGUCCUGUGGAUCCCAGCCUGCCCUCUCUAG
Messenger RNA from Rangifer tarandus platyrhynchus (Svalbard reindeer), 5763 nucleotides. The record is from the annotation of a GenBank genome assembly. NCBI's taxonomy places the organism in Eukaryota, Metazoa, Chordata, Mammalia, Artiodactyla, Cervidae.